Staurois parvus is the source of this 183-nucleotide messenger RNA. The record is from the annotation of a GenBank genome assembly. Lineage: Eukaryota; Metazoa; Chordata; Amphibia; Anura; Ranidae.
AUGAGAACACAUACUGAGCCCUACUCAUGCCCUGUGUGUGGGAAAGGCUUCACUCGGCAAUCCAGCCUGAUCGUCCACCUUCGACAGCACUCAGGGGAGAAACCAUUUGUCUGCAAGUACUGUGAGCAAGCCUUUGCAUUAAAAGAUGCCAUGUUGAGGCAUCAAAAGACUCACGCUAGGUAA